Messenger RNA from Triticum turgidum subsp. durum (durum wheat), 1083 nucleotides. Lineage: Eukaryota; Viridiplantae; Streptophyta; Magnoliopsida; Poales; Poaceae. The record is from the annotation of a GenBank genome assembly.
AUGGCGUCAGGAAUGCAACACAAAAAUGCGAUAAGCACAGCCACAGAGGGCUUGAUCCAAGCUCAACUUGAGCUCUACCACCACUCCUUGGGGUACGUGAAGUCUGCGGCGCUCAGGGCUGCCGCAGAACUAGGCAUCCCGGAUGCCAUCCAUCGCCACGGUGGUGUGGCCACGUUGUCUGACAUUGCCACAGAAACUGGGAUCCACCCAAGCAAGUACUCCCACCUCCGUCGGCUGAUGCACACGCUCACCGUCACGGGCAUCUUCUCCGUCGAAGGCUAUGACAAUGAUGCCGGGUACAAGCUCACUCUUGUCUCCAGCGUCCUUGUCGAAGGAGGCGAGAGCAUGUGCAACCUGUCUCCCAUGGUGCCUCUGCUUGUCGAACUGCUGAAGCUGACCAUGCUCUUCGACAUAAAAGUGUGGUUCACCGACGAGCAGGCGUCAGCCAUGACACUAUUUGAGGUGGCGCAUGGCUGCACACCAUCGGAAAUGAAAGCCAAGAAGGGCACAGGUGGCAUAUUCCAGGCCGCCAUGGUCGCCGACACCAACCUCGUCAUGGAGGUAGUCCUCAAAGACCACAUGGGCAUUUUUAAGGGGGUGAGCUCGCUUGUUGAUGCGGGCGGUGCCCAUGGUGCCGCAGCCGCAGCAAUCUCCAAGGCCCUCCCACACGUCAAGUGCACUGUGCUAGACCUCCCACACGUGAUUGCUGGCGCACCUACCAGCCGCGACGUCCAGUUUGUUGCUGGCGAUGUGUUUGAGUACAUACCACCAGCCGACGCUAUCCUUCUCAAGUGGAUUCUAUGCAUAUGGCGAGACGAAGAUGCCGUCAAGGUACUACGCCGGUGCAAGGAAGCUAUACCAGCUGGAGGGAAGGUGAUAAUCUUCGAUGGCGUGGUAGAUUCUGGGGCGUCACAGAAUGUUAUUCUUAAGGAGACACAAGUUCUAUUUGAUAUCAUGAUGAUGGGCAUCGAUGGGGUCGAACGAGACGAGCAGCAGUGGAAGAAGAUGUUCGUUGAAGCAGGAUUUGGGGACUAUAAGAUCAGUCCAGUGGGACAUCGGUCCAUCAUUGAAGUCUACCCAUGA